AAUAAAUGGUAAAAGACAAUGGCCCAAGGCAGUAGGCUAUCCAGUUCAACCUCCACAAGUGAGGGUGAUGCCUGGGAGGCCAAAGAAGAAAAGGAGAAGGGAUCAGGAUGAGAAGGAUCCCAAAAAUCCUUCUAGACUGACUAGGGCAGGGACUGUUAUGACAUGCCAAAAUUGUUUUCAGUUAGGUCACAAUUCCAGAGGGUGCAAGAAUGAGACUGUGGAGAAAGAGAAGCCAGAAAAGAGAAAGCCAGGAAGACCAAGGAAACACCCUAGGCCAGAUGAUGAUGUGAACUCAGGUGGAGCAAGUAAGAGUAAGAAGAAGAGUAAGAGUAAGACCCUAGCUAUGGAACGAGCACAGGCAUCAAAGGGUGUAGGGCACUUUGUGGGAGAGGAGACAGGAAACUCUUACAUUUGCUCUGGGAGUAUAGUGCAUCAAGUACCAAGAGGGGAAGAACUAUCAUCUCAAGUGCCAACCCAACAAUCCCAAACCAAGAACUGACUGUUGAAGCUGUCCUUAUUUUGAAGUGGUUUUAAAUGUCCAAAGUUAGCUCAGAAACUUGUUUUUGAAGUUCAAACUUA
Molecule: messenger RNA, 579 nt
Organism: Salvia miltiorrhiza (redroot sage)
Lineage: Eukaryota; Viridiplantae; Streptophyta; Magnoliopsida; Lamiales; Lamiaceae
Exons: 2
Coding region: 68-499 (143 amino acids)
Source: RefSeq, a predicted model, not a curated record